Molecule: messenger RNA, 786 nt
Organism: Chenopodium quinoa (quinoa)
Lineage: Eukaryota; Viridiplantae; Streptophyta; Magnoliopsida; Caryophyllales; Amaranthaceae
Product: putative pentatricopeptide repeat-containing protein At1g12700, mitochondrial
Exons: 3
Coding region: 1-786 (261 amino acids)
Molecular function (GO): protein binding
Source: RefSeq, a predicted model, not a curated record
AUGUUUCAGAAAGGAAUAACACCAGAUGUUGUAACCUUUAACACCCUUAUUGAUGGCUCGUGUAAAGCCAAUAGACUUACACUUGCACGCCAGUUGUUCAUUGAUAUGCAAGCUCACGGAGUUACUCCUGAUGUUGUCUCAUAUAGUUCAUUGCUUGAUGGCCUAUGUAAAUGUAAACGGCUUGAUGAGGCAGUGGCAUUACUUGAAGAUAUGGAGGAUAAAGGUAUUAAGCCUGAUACUGUCACGUACAGUAUCCUUAUGGACAGCUUGUGUGAGGCUGGGCAACUUGAAGAUGCAGCAAAAUUCUUCUCUGAUCUUGUGUCAAAGGGUCUGCAGCCUAGCUCUAAAACAUACAAUAUAUUUGUUAAAGGCUACUGCAAGAAAGGGCUCAUGACUGAAGCUGCUCGAUUAUUGAGGAUAAUGGAGGACAACGGUUGUUUCCCUGAUGGUAUCACCUAUAAUACAAUCAUCAGAGGAUAUAUUCUCAAUAAUGAUGCAAAAGCAUUAUACUAUCGUGAUCUUAUGGUAGGUAAAGAGUUUGAAGCUGAUGCAGACACUUUCGCAUUAUUUGUUGACCUCUUGUCUUCUGAUAACAUAAGUGACUCGCCCAAGGGCCUGCUUCAGAAUAAAUUAACUGCUGAUGCUAGGGUGUCUAGUCUUUUCCAUGAUUUUCCAAUUGAAACUUAUAUGAUGAAGCUGAAUGAAGAUCAAUCGUUGCAAUUGCUUUCUGUCUUUUGGAUACUAGCCAAUCUUUCAGAUAAUUUAUCAUCAAACUUUGAACAAUAG